Drosophila nasuta is the source of this 13693-nucleotide messenger RNA. RefSeq names its product smoothelin-like protein 1. The transcript has 15 exons. The record is from RefSeq and is a predicted model, not a curated record. The coding region runs from base 624 to 13193 and encodes 4189 amino acids. Lineage: Eukaryota; Metazoa; Arthropoda; Insecta; Diptera; Drosophilidae. Gene Ontology annotation, molecular function: protein binding.
GAUUUUGGUGCUCGAUCGAUUGCAACGUGCUCGGACGCUCGGUGUAAAAAAACAAAAAUAACAAAAUAAAAACAACAAGUUAAACAAACGCUUGACAAAAAUACAAAACGAAUACAACUCCCAACAACAACAACAGCAAACACACAGCACAGCAGCGCAAAUUUUUUUAUUUAUUUUUUUUUUUGGCAACUCUCGCAAGCGACAUUUGAUUUAUUAACUCCGCACACACACACACACACACAUACAAAGAGCAGCUUAAGCCGAGCCCAGCAGCCGAAAAGUAGAAGAAGAAGAAGAAGAAAUCGGCGACAGGAUUAGUCACACCUAACCAAGUGUUUUAUUUCUCUCUCUCUCUCUCUCUCUCUAUCUCUUGUGUGUGUUUGCCGGUGUAACAACAAACCAUAUAUAAAUAACGAAAUCAACAUCGAAAUAAAUUCCGAAAUAUCUUUUUACCUGCCUGCUGCGUGCUUCUGUCAUUUGUUUUUUCUUGCUUGGAGGAGCCACUGUGAUUAGCUUUGAAGUGGCAGCAAUCGGAGGAUUCCGAACGCAAGCAGCAAAUCCGAUCGCAUCUGUACAAGUUGCGUGAAUCGCGUCUGAGGAAUUUGUAUCGUCACGAAACGGACAUGUCGGAACCCAAUGGCAAUACCCUAACCGGCUACGGUGGCAAGGAUCCCUUGGUCACCAGCCAUGGCGAUGCGUUGCUCGAUCAGAAUUUCCAGAGUCUCAAGUCGAAGGAGGUGCGCGACUCGAUGAGUCCAACGCAUGAGCUGAAGUUCCAUUCGAUGACGCUCACUCAACCGAAUACCACCGGCUGGGAUGUCCAGACAUCGUCGGAGGUUAGUCCCGAUGGACGUGCCUAUCGUACGGAGACUUUGGCCAAAACAGAUGGUGUUGAGAAGCUCAAUGGUGGCGGCGUUGCGGAGUUCAAAGGUCGCAACGAGCAGCGCUCAAGUGCCUCGCAUCAGGGCGAUGACAAGAACUAUGUGAAACAGGCCGCCGAAAGCUCCAACACUCAUCUGCAGGAGAAGGUCGUCUUUGGCGAUGAGGCCAGCGGACGCACCGAAAUGAAAAUGAGCUCGACAUCCACCUCGUCGAGCUCCAAGUUUGUCUCAUCCUCCUCGACCGUGGAGUAUGACGAUGAGCAAGCGGGCAAGCCGCGUUAUCUGCUCGACUCUCAGGCGACCAAUCGCCAGCAACAACAACGCGAACAACUCGAGCAGCAACAGCAACAGCAGCGCGAGGAGCAACGUUUCCAGGAACAACGUUUCCAGGAGCAACGUCAACGCGAGGAGCAACGCUUCCAGGAGCAGCGUCAGCGCGAGGAACGUUUCUCGGAAAGUCGCGAGCAAUCGAAUAGCACUCGGAACGUUGAGACCCAACAGCAUUACGAGGAGAACAAACGGUAUGUGGACAUGGACAAGGCAUCCCCCGAAUAUCAACGUCAUGUGCAGCAUUUGAUGUCACAGCCCGGUGAGAUCAUCUCCAAUACCGUGGAAUAUCCCAAACCCAAUGUCAAAAUGAUUACGACCGUUAAGCGGCUGCCCGAUGGUACCAUUGUCAAGAACAAGCGCUACGAGACGGAGCAAGUGAACUCCGCCACUGAUUCAGUGCGUCAUCAGCAACAGCAGCAGCAUCAGACCCAAACUCAAACUCAAACCCAGACCCAUAAUAAGCAAAACCAGCAGCAGCAACAGCGUCAUACGACAACGCAGUCGCAGCCACGUGAUGUUGUGGAUCAUGUGAACACUGUGCGUCGUCCUGUGGAUGCCGAAGAGCUGGUCCAACAGGAGACAUAUUCGUCGGUGAAGAAGUCAAGCCGUCGCUUCUCCACCGAGACCACAUCCGAGACCAUCGAGGAGUACGACGAUCGCAAUCCAACAUCGCAAUCGCAGCCGCAAAAGUUGAAGGCACCCUCGCCGGGACGUCAGGACUUUGGCACCCAGGGAUUUCCCUCGGUGAAGCCGCAUAAGCCCACCCAAGAGUUCCCCGGCCAACGUCCGACAACACCGCAGCGUCAAUCACCAUCGAGUGACUUCUCCACGCACGGUUUUCCCUCGGUAAAAUCGAAUAAGCCUACACAGGAGUUCAUAAGCCAACGUCCCUCAACCGCUGACGGCGGUGAGGAGAUCAUUGUGGUUAAAUCCGAGAAGAGUCGCAAUGUGAAGCAGAGUAGCUCAACACAGCGCACCACUGAGACGCAAUACAUAAGCGACGAUCAGUCACCCGGUUCGCUCACCGGACCAAGAUCGAGUCCUGCUCCCAUUCAGGCCACGCCUAGUUGGGAGCAGCCGGCAAGUCCGCGUCGUGCCCCCGUCGAGGAUUACAGCACCCAUGGCUUCCCAUCGGUGCGUUCGCGUCCCGAUCAGCCCGACGGUGAGGUAUUGCACCAUUCGACAACUUCCGUGAGCCGCAAACAGAGCGCCACACACAAGUCGAACACGGAGCACGUGAUUGAGACGCAACUAGCACCCGAUUACGAUUACCCAGUCGAGCCCGAGCAGCAGCGUCGCUCGCAACCGUUGCAACAAUCGCAACCAUCAUCGAGUCCGCGUCGCGAUUACAGCACUCAGGGUUUUCCCUCGGCACGUUCGCCAACGCGCAGCACACCAGCUCGCUCACCGCUGAGCAAAUCGCCACCCCGGAAGCCUAGCACACCGGCUGGCAGUCGCAGCACCCCGGCAGGUCGCAGCACCACCAGCACCACGACAGAAACAACUAGCAACACAUUGACCCGUCGUCAAUUGCAAAAGGAGCGCGAGGUGGAUGCCGCACAUCGUGCGUUUGCCGCCUCCUUGCGCAGCAGCUCGCCGGCGGAGAGCACCACGUCAACGGGAUCGCAGCAUCAUCACCAUCAUCAGCAGCAUCCGCGUCGCGAUAGCGGCCAGCCGACGGAGCAUCAGCGCUUGACACCGCGUUCGAGCAUCAGCUCGAAUCGAACGUACAGGCGUGAUGGACGUGAGGGAUCCCACGAUAGUCAUGCGCCAUCCGAGUCGAGUCGUAUUAGCUCGACGACUGUGACGCGACAUGUGGGUCAGCCCACGAUUAGCUCGAGCAGCACCACCACCAAGAGUGUGGGUAAACAAGUCGUUACCAAGCUGAAGACGACACGUAACGUGCAAGGUUCUAACGAAACAAUCGAUCUUAUGCCGCAGCGUUCGCCCAAGUCGCCGACCACUCCGAAAGCAGGCACUGCUACAACAACGACAACCACGACAACCACAACAACCACUCUCAAUAAGCCAGUUACACCUACAGCUGCUGCUCCAGCUGCACCUAGCACCCCAAGCACCAAUCAAGCACCAACUCUAACUCCAACUCCAACUCCAACUGCAAGUUCGGGUCCAACACCCGCUCCGGCUGCUCCAACUCCCGAGACGUCGUCGCCAGUGACAGAUAACCAAUCACAGUAUACGUAUGCUACUACUAAGCCAGCCGAUAUAUUCUCUUUGCCACCACCCACUUCUCCUACAAUUAACAACAACAACAACCAGUCCUCCAACAACAACAAUGAACCAACACUAACAACAACAACUACAACUACAACUACAACAACCACCACCAGCAAGAAUCCGCAGAACAACCUCAACGAGAACAACAACAACAACAAGAACAACACCAACGACUCGUCUGAUAGCGAAUUGCUAACGAAAACAAAGCUGAGCACUAACGAUGCCACAACAACAACCGUCCCAAACAAUGCUGUGCCCGUGAAAGAGGCGCUCUGUGUGCGCCGUAAUUACUACAAGCUCGGUCCGUCCGAUAAGGACGACGGCGCAGAGCCCAGCCAGAUUAUUGCCACGGCGGUGACAAGCACUGAAACCGCUGCAGGCGCCAGGCCACAACAACAACAACAUGCACCCAAUGAACCCAGCAGCGAUGCACCACACCGAUACACUCCAACCAGCCAUAGAAAACCCUAUCACAACAGCACUACCCUAAAUCCCGAUGAUGAACCAACUCCUGCUAGACGUAGCUCCAAGUCGCCCAGCGUUGAGCGACGCACAAUGCUGCGUGAGACAACAUUCGAGACCACUUCGGUGGAGGAGCGUGAGCGUGAGUUCUUGCCCGAGGAGGUAGCUCAAAUCGAUGAUCAGAUUGUCAUCGAUGAGAGCACCUUGGAGGUAAGACAGCGUAACGUUCCAAAGCCGAAAGGUAGCGACAAACCACGUGAAUCACCUCGUCAAAGUCCCGAGAAGCAAUUGCCAGGAACGGUUCUAUCAAAACCCAAGGAACCAUUACGUUAUCCUAGCCCCGAAAAACAGCUACCAGGCACAGCUCCUUGGAAGAGCUCUCCUAAGGAAUCACCGGAGAAGGGACAACCUUCUCCUCGCGACACCAGCCCAGAGAAGCAGCUGCCAGGCACAGCUCCUUGGAAGAGUUCUCCUAAGGCGACACCGGAAAAGCGUCAACCUUCUAACAUUCCGAAAGAUUCACCACGUUCGAGUAGCCCCGAAAAGCAGCAACCAGGUACACCUUCAUCUAAGCCCAGAGAAUCGCCUCGUCAGAGUCCCGAGAAGCAGUUGCCAAAGGAGUCGCCUCGUGCUGAUAGUCCUACGAAGCAGCUUCCGCCAUUAGCACCAUGGAAAACUGCUCCUAAAGAUGUACCUGAACAGCAGAAAUCUUUCAAUGCUCCUAAGUAUUCACCCGAACAGCCAAAGGAGUCGAGUCCUGAUAGGUUCCCUGCAAAGCCAAAGGAGUCACCACGUCAAAGUCCUGAAAAGCAAUUGCCUCGAUAUUCAAAUGAGCCACAACCUAACGAUAAACCACGUCAAACCCCUGAAAAACAUUUGCCAGCUGGAGCUCCAACCAAGCCCAGUGAUGCACCACAUUCAAUUCCCCGCAAACAGCAACCGUCGCAGCAAUUCCCAGAGGAUGAAUUCUUUAGGAGCACGGUGACCCAGAAGGUGACAAACACAACGAAAAACUUUAACGAAGAAUUUAUAACGAACGAAAGUAAAAUACAGCCAAGCCGUAAGGCUCCCGAAUACCCAGUGCCUAAAGAUACUAAGCCCGAAAACGAUGAUAUUGAUAAGCCUCAAACUUUUGCAACACCUGAAGCUCCCGAUGGUGGUUUCAUUUCAAAGAGUCCUGACACUGAUCAAGAAGAUAUCGAUAACAAGCCCACUUAUCGCAAAAAAGGUUUGAGUCGCCGUGAAACAUUUGAGGAUCGUUGUCGCAAAAUCUUGGGCAUGGAAGAGGAUGGUGAUACUCAAGGUACCUUCGUACAGAAAACUGAAGAUAAUGUGGAUGACGACGAUGAUGAUACGGAAGAGGACGAAAGCACUACGAUCGUCCAGGAAACAGAUACGUUUGAGUUCAAGAUCGAAGAUUGCCCCGACGACGAUGAUGAGGACGAUAAGCCCAGACGGAUAACCGAAAAGGUUGUGGUACGCACACAGCCCGUCAUUAAGGUCGAAGAGCCUCUGUCUGAGCCGGAGUCUGAGACUCAACACCGCAGUGAGGUCACCGUCGACGUUACGGAGUCUGAGAAGACCGAGAGUUUCAUAAGCACAAAGAAAACGACUCCGAAGGAUAAGAUAGAAACUCGUCCUGCUGCUGGUAAACCCUCAUGGGAUGAGCCUCAUCGCCCCACACGCAAAUAUCCUGAGGAUGACGUAGAGAACGUAAUCGUCGACGAGACGACUAUUGUUACAACGAAGCACACAACAGAGGAUAAAGAAUUUAUAAAUCUUCCAGCAGCUGGUAAGCCAUCUUGGGAGAACACAGUGUCAAAUCAAACACCUAAGCCGAAAAAGACACCAAGCCCUAUUAUCGGUAAACAUCCUAAGGAUGAGGUUGAGUCCCGUCCUGCGGCUGGUAAACCAUCAUUGGAUGAACCUCGCUUGCCCACACGCAAAAGUCCUAAGGAUGAUGCAGAAACUAUCACUGUAGAGGAAGAAACCAUUAUCACCACACAGCGAACUACGGAGGAUGAUGAAUUUGAGACUCGUCCUGCUGCUGGUAAGCCCUCUAGGCCAACACCCAAGGGCAAAGAACCAUCAGGUGGUAAGAAGCCUAACUAUGAAAAUGAGCCACGAUUGCCUACACGGAAGACUCCUAAGGACGACGCAGAGACCAUAACUCUGGACGAAGAGACAACUUUUGUCACUACAAAGCGUACGUCAGAGGUUGAUGAUUUUGAGACUCGUCCUGCGGCUAGUAAGCCAUCAUGGGAGGACAAAGAGCCAACAUGGGAUGAACCACGUUUGCCCACACGCAAAUCUCCAAAAGACGAUGUAGAAACUAUAACUGUAGAGGAAGAGACGACCAUCGUUACAACACAAGGAACCACAGACGAUGAUGAGUUUGAAAUUCGUCCAACAGCUGGUAAACCUUCGAGGUUUACACCUAAGGAUGACGAAAAGCCUCGUCCUGUGGCUGCUAAGCCAACUAGGGCUGAACCACGUUUGCCCACACGAAAGUCUCCAAAAGAUGAUGCAGAGACUUUUACUGUAGAGGAAGAAACGACCAUCGUUACGACGCAGCGAACCACCGAGGACAAUGAGUUUGAAACUCGUCCAGUAACCGCUAAACCCGCUGGUAGAUAUCCUAAGGACGAGAUAGAACCACAACCCAAAGGUGGUAAGCCAUCUUUGGACGAACCUACUCGUAAAAAUCCUAAGGAUGACGCAGAGACUUUUACUGUACAGAAAGAGACAACUCUUGUUACAACACAGCGAAUCACAGAGGAUAAUGAAUAUGAGUCUCGUCCUGUAGGUGCAAAACCGUCGCGGUCUUCACCUAAGCAACCCACUGGAAAACAGCCCAACGAGCAACGUCCCGCAGCCGGUAAGCCUUCAUGGCCUCGAUCUUCUCCCAGCAAACAUCCGAAAGACGAUAAUGUGACUAUAACUUUAGAAGAAGAGACAACUAAAACAGUUACUUCGAAGCGCAGAGACGAACUUGAGCCGCGCCCUGCGGCUGGUAAGCCAUCGUGGACUGCGCCCAAGGAGAAAGAACCACGUCCGGUAGGUGGUCCUGUAGUUGGUAAACCUUCAAAGACUACGGAAGAACCACGUAAAUUUGGCAAACAGCCAAAGGAAGGACUACGCUCGCCAGUGGGAAAGCAGCCCAUUGACGAUGCUGAGACCAUAACUGUAAAUGAGGAAACGACCAUAGUUAUAACGAAGCGUCCUUCAAAGUCGCCGUCGCCGGAGAGAACGACAUUUAAGUCGCCAUCACCCACGCGUAAAGAACCUUCGUCACCAACACAUUUUGUGACUGAGAAGAUAAUUGAUUGCAAUGGCAAGACAGUUGUGGAAAAAAUUAGCAAGACCACACGCACUGUUGCACCCACCACACCUAAAAAGAAGCAACCACUCGACAGUGAACCUGAAGAAUUGCAGCCUAAACCUGACACAAGAAAACCGCAAACUGGCAAAACCGAAACCGAACGUCGCAACUCGCGCACCACAAAAACUACAACCAGCACCGUGACCAAGCAACCCGUUAAGGACUCUCCACAGAAAACCACAAAGAGUCCACGCAAAGAGUCCCUACCCAAGCGUGAGCCUGCUAAACGAGAUAGUCUCGUUGACGAAUCUCGCAGCACAACGACGACAUCCACGACAACAACACGCACAACGCAAAAGGAUCGCAAACCCAGUGAGCCCAGCAGCUCGAUCAAAGAUCGCUUACGCUCAUCGCCACGCAAACAGAAGCCGCAAACGGAUGAUGUGGACGGUGAGUCUUCCUCACCGGACACAAGUCCCAGUCGUGUGCCAGGCAAUGAGCGACGACGCUCAAGCAACAUUUCUGUGCACACCGAGAUUAUUAUCGAUCACACAUCCCCGAAGAUCCUCUCCCCCAAGACGGAGCGUAAGAUAACAGUGCCAGCACGCAAGUUCCCUGUCACUGAGCGUAAGGAAUCAGCGCCAGUGCCGCGAGUAACACGUCGCGAUAAGGACAAGGUAACCCGUUCGACCAGCGAGAAUGUCAUCAAGGUAGUCAAUGGUAAGCCAAGGACGGUUGCACCCGAAAUGAGUAGUCUCAAACCCAAUGAUCGCCCAACACGUCCCAACAAAUGCUUCACAACAAAGACAAUCAAUCUGAGCGAGCAGCUAAUCAAUAGCGAGGAAAUGGAGAACGUUAUCAUUGAUAUACAACAUGCUAAGAGUUCGCGAGAGCCAUCGCCAGAUCGUAUUGUGCCAACGCCUGUGCCAGCUGAGCUUGAUACUGGUAAACCACGUUAUCCCGAUGUGGUUCAGGAGCCGGACGAUGAGCCGCGCAAGAAACCAGUAGUAACCAACAUUCCCAUCUUUGAAGAGGAGGCCAAUGCAUACGUUGGUUGUCAAAUAUCCGAACUACGAAAUCCCAAUGGCAUCGAAGCGGACAUUCACGACAAUCCCACCGUGGAGGCACCUAAGAGUUUGGAUUAUCCCAACACCAUCACGACCACAAAUGGAGUAACUAGCACCAGUAUCGAUGUGGAUGAAUGUCUGCUAAGUGUGCACGAAAAGGUUAACAAGUUUACGCACACAGCGGAGCAAGUGAAGCAGCCCAAGAGCUCGGUGCCUUUUAGUCGCCAGUUUGACGAGCAUACAAAGGUUUCCGCCAGCGACGAGUGCUUGCUCAGCAUUGACCAGAAGGUCGAUCGUUUCCUCAAGACCGCUGAGAAUAUUACUAAGCAACCCAUAACACCCUCCCGGGAAAUCGAGCGUCCCAACUACGAGGAUAUCGAUGAGGAACUGCGUCAGGAUGACUGCACCUUGAGCGUCUCGCAAAAGGUGCACAAGUUUAUUGACACCGCCGAGAAACUGGCACCAAGUGCACCACAAAAAUCACCCCGGUUGGUGGCCAACAUCGAACGUCAUAUUUCACGGCAAAGCGAGCCUGAGUCGGAACCCCAAAUCGAUCAGGAAUCGGAACCAGAGCAGCCUUCAGAUACAGAAGAGUUCGAAGAAAGCGUCGUCACAACAACAACCACAACAAAGCGUGUUGAACAACAACCUGACACGGAUGACGAACUACAGCCCAUGUCCAAGGAUCACACGACCACGAUUGAAUUGAAGCGUCAGAAGGACAUUCUCAAUCGUCCGUCAGUCUUCGGACAGCGGCCAGGAGAUCGCAAGCCAACCCCUAACAAGCAAACACGUGGUAGCCCCAGCACCUCACUAAUCACAGAGGAACGUCGCUCCUAUCGCAAUCAGACCGUCUCUUCGCCCAAUGCUCCACAGCGAUCCCCGCUACGCAGCAGUCCGGCACCCCGCAAACCCUCGCUAGAGAAGCAACCACGCGGCAAGACAACCACUGACUCUGAAACACGUAAGAGCAGCAUUCACAGCACCACUAGCAGUACUACCAGCAAGCGUAGAGAGCACAUUACCCAAGAUCAGUGGGUAAUUAGCGAUGUGGAUGUCGAUGUCGAGCAGGUAGGACCUGCGCCUUCUGCUUACCGUCCCAGUCCGCAACCCACAUCGCCGGGCAGAUGCACCACCACCGCACCUAGAAGCAGCAAGCCGCUAAAGACACCAGCGGAGGAGACGCCCAGUAAAUCUCCACAGCAAAGUCCUCGUCCCACUUCACCUGGCAGACGCAUUACCACUACGACUACGACAGUGAAAACUACAACCGAGGAAUGCGGUAGCCCACGCGCCACUUCGCCGCUAAAGACCCCAACUGAGGAGUCUCCAAGUAAACCCAAUCAGCAUAGCAGUAGUCCACGCGCCACUUCGCCAGGUCGACGUCCCACAGUCCCAACAACCAACAACAAGGCAGCACCACUGAACUCCAGCACCGUAGUUAGAGCCAGCACUGAGCACCACCACAGCACCACCAAGCAUCAUACAACAACUACGCGAACACAUAGUCCAACUAACCAACAAAAACAACCAUUCACCCAACCUGACAGCUCCCCUGAUAGCCCCACUGAAACCCACGUUGAACCACUUUUAGACCGCAGCAGGCCAAAGCAACCACAAUCCGGACAGCGUAGCGUUGCCUCGCGUCGCAACAUCUUUGAACAGCCAUCGCAUAGUCCAAGUGCGGAGCCCAAUGGACGUCGCCCUUCCUACAUGGAUCACACGAAGAGUUCCCUGGAGCACAUCCGACGUGACUCCCUGGAGAUAAAUAAGACACACUAUUCGCGUAAGUCUUCCAUUGAAGAUGAUACGUCCGUGGAACCGCGCAAUCCCAAUGCAGCGGUGAAGUUCGAUGUGCCCAAGCGUUCGACAUCGCGCUCCGAGCCCAGCGAAGAUAUUGACAUCGAGCAGCUGUUUGAUGUGGUGCAGCUGGAACAGUUGCUGGAGACGGUCAGCAGCUAUGAGUUGCGUCGUCGCAUACGCGCUCAAUUGCGUUUGAUACGCAAGAACCUGAUUAACGCUGGCAGCAGCACCAUCACAACCACUACAUCGACAACAACCAUCAAGGGACAACCCAGGGGCGGCAGCAGCAACAACUCGACGCCCAGUCGCAGUCCGUUACCCACUCGACGCACACCGGAGCAGCCACGCGAUCGUAGCCAUAGUCCGGACAGCAAGCAGAUCAGAGACCAACGCAGCAGCAGCACCACCACCAGUCGCAGCACCACUCGCAGUCCUUUGCCCAGUCGUCGCCCAUCAGAUCAACCGCAGGAACCACGUGAUCGCAGCUUCAGUCCCGACAGCAAGCAAGGCGUCAAGGAGUCACGCAGUUCCACAACAACUACGAGACGCACCACUGAGCCCGACAGUUCCACAGGACAUGGCAAGCCACCGGUUAAACCACGCGAGCGUAGCGCCAGUCCAGCUCAGACUCAGACAACAACUACGACAACAACAACACGUCGUCGCAGUCCGACCAACAAGACGGGAGGUAGCAGCAGCACCACAACUGUAACCACACGCACCACUACCAGCAGUAGCAACCAUCACAAUGGGAACAGUCCACGCAGCGUGCCAGCCUCGUCGAAAGCAAGUCCCAUUUGGGCCGAUCGCAGCAAGGUGCUGCGUGCUUCCGGUUCAGCCUCCCCAACGCCACGCAAACCUUCCACCACGAGCAGCACUACCACAAGUAGCAACAAGAUGGCACGCACUAGCAGCAGCACUACCAGCACCAGCAGCAGCACUACCACAACCAAUAACUCAUCUACCAAACGUCGCGAGGAGGACUCGAUCACGUCCAGCUAUGGCGUAGGACCCACCGAUGAGAACGGUCUGCCCCUCUUUGGCAUAAGGGCACUGAAGAAGAAAUCACAGCCGGCGCCGUGUGAGACAAAGCAAGAAGUCACAGGCUAUGUCAUUGAGGAACAGUUCUAUUCGGAUGACAAAUCGCCGCCACGUCACGAACGCAAGGAGUUGAUCUAUUCCAGCAAUCCGGAGGAGUUGGCCACAUUGCAACAGCAGCUGGAGCGUAAAUCCCAUGCGGAUGCCAAUACCAAGUUGCAGCGCGAGUUUAAGCAAAUCACCGGACCAAUGGAUGCAAUUGAUACGGUCACAACACGUCGUGGUUCCGCCAAGGAAAUCAAUGAGCGCUUUAUUCGCAAAGAGUCCACAGCCUCAAAUCAAUCGCAAACCCAAACACAUACCCUCGUCCAGCAUGAGCUGGCCGAUGAGGAGGAGACUGAGGAUAGUGAAUCAAAUGAUGUGUGCAGCGUAAUUGAGGUGGAAAUGGAACCGCAACUGCGUCAAACAAGCAGCAGCACCACCAGAACCUCCAGCUCCACGCGCUCCUUCCUCAACACCAGCGGCGAGGAGCGUCUCGUGAGCAGCGUCGACGAUGUCCUCGAGCGUAUGCGCAAUGCCGACAAUGUCGUUGAACCCGGCGACAGUUCGGAAGAUCGCGAAGCACGUGCUUUGCUUAACAAAUUCCUGGGUGCCAGCGUUAUCAUGCAGGGUGUGGAGAGCAUGUUGCCAGCCGGACAACGUCAGCAAUCGAACAGGAAUAGCAACAACAGCAGCCAAGCGGUGAAAACGACACGCAUUAGCAGCAGCUACAGCAGCAAAUCAGGCAACAACAUCAGCAGCAGCAGCACCACCAGCAGCAACAGCAACACUAACAACAACAACAGCAACAAGAAGACAACAACAACAACAACAUCAUCAAUAACAUCCUCAGCACCAGUUACACGCACAACUUGUGACAUCGAGGAGAUUUGGGACGAGCAGUUACUUAGGCAAUUGCUGGAACAGGCCUCCACAUACGAGGAGCGUCGCAAGAUCCGUGCACGUUUACGCGAACUUAUGGCGGAACGCGAAGAGCAGAAAAAUUUGAAGGCAGGCGGUGCAAAAGCCGCUGCCAAAGAGGAGGAAGAGGAGAGCAGCGCCAGCGAGUAUGAGGAAAUAAUUGAAGAGGUAACCGACGACAGCGACGAGGAGGAAGAAGAGGCCGAGAAGGUGGAGGCAAAGCCACAGUCACAGCCACAGCCAAAGACACAAACAACAGCGUCAUCCAAAGUGGAGCAGCAAAAGCAAGUGGAGUCCAAGCAGGCAACAAAGUCAAACACUAGCACUAGCACAAGCACUAGCACCUCCACUUCCACCUCAGCUGCUAGUGCCACCUCGACCACCAAGGUAGUGGAGGAAAAGUUGGCCAAAGUAGAGCUUAGCAAGCAGGUGGUGGAAGCAACUGGCAGCAACGUGGUCGACGGUCAACAGACACAACACAAGCAACAAAGCUCAACGACCAGUGAACGCACCGAGACAAAAUCAAAGGAUGGCGGCGCAACUCUCACUACAACAACAACAAAAGUUACCACACGCACUGUGAGCGGCAGCGCUGCCUCCAAAAACAUUUCACCGCUGGCCAAAUUUAAGCAGCUCGAUAAAGCAGCUGCCCAGCAGCAGGCUCAAAAAUUAUCUCCAACAUCAAGCACACCCACGACCCCCGGCGGUUCAGCACAACCGCUGUUCAAAUUUACCGAUCCGGCAUUAAAUGCGCGCGCCGCCACUGUCAAGGAUCAACUUCUACAGUGGUGUCAGCACAAAACGCAGGAAUAUGAGAACGUGCAAAUAAGCAACUUUAGCUCGAGCUGGUCCGACGGCUUGGCCUUUUGUGCGCUGAUCCAUCAUUUCUUGCCCGAUGCAUUUGAUUACACGCAACUAACCAAACAAACACGCCGACACAAUUUCGAACUGGCCUUCAGCGUUGCUGAUGAGAAGGCUGGAAUUGCGCCGCUACUGGAUGUGGAAGACAUGGUGGAGAUGAGCAGACCCGACUGGAAAUGCGUCUUUGUCUAUGUGCAAAGCAUCUAUCGUCGCUUUCGCAAUUGCCAGUAAACAAGAACAACAACAACAGUAGCAGAAUCACGUGGUGGGCCACAACAACAACAAUUACGCAUCUAUUCAUUAUAUGAUAAGCAAGUCCUCCCCACUUCGUCAGCCCAUACACACUUCAGACAGAAUUAUUAUGUAUACGCCUGUUGGCAUUUUUGUGCAUCCUAUAUAACUACUAUUUUUAUCCCACAUCUAAUUACUUAUGUUUACUACUACCACAAAUGGCAGGCUCGUCGUUACAUUGAACAGCAAGAACAUUUGUACGUUUUUUUGUGUUUGUUUAUCAUUUUUUUUUAUCACAUUUUUUUUGUAAUUCUAUUAUAAUUAUUAUAUUAUUAUUUGUUAUUGAACUUAAAAAAAACUAUUGCAAUAAUUGUUGAUUUUUUUGUCAUAAUUUUAAAUAUAUAAAAAAAAGAAACAAGAACAACAAUUGCAAAGCGCAAAAAAUUUACUAACCCCGCUGAGUUGAAGAUGAGAUCAGAAGAAUAAACAUUUAUAAAGUA